This is a messenger RNA of Gadus morhua (Atlantic cod), 4462 nucleotides long. RefSeq names its product integrin, alpha 6a (gene itga6a). Gene Ontology annotation, molecular function: integrin binding. Lineage: Eukaryota; Metazoa; Chordata; Actinopteri; Gadiformes; Gadidae. The transcript is spliced from 26 exons. The record is from RefSeq and is a predicted model, not a curated record. Gene Ontology annotation, cellular component: external side of plasma membrane; integrin complex. The coding region runs from base 443 to 3670 and encodes 1075 amino acids. Gene Ontology annotation, biological process: cell adhesion mediated by integrin; cell-matrix adhesion; integrin-mediated signaling pathway.
UACACAAGUGACUCUGAACUGAUGGCUUCUCAGAAAAGUUGAGCUGAAAGGUUAUUUUGUCCGGCUUCGAAAAGAAAUGUUUCACUAAAUUAUGAUAAAGAAGCGCGAGUUAAGGAAAAAGCCGAUAAGAGGAUCAUGAAUAGCCCAAUGAGGUUUGGCCACUUCUGAAGAGCCUUCCGCGAGCGUUGCAGGAGGGGGCGCUUCUCUCUUAGAGCAGGUCCCCCGUUGAGAGCACGACUUCAGUCGGCAGCGAGCAGGUCCCGCCACUCAACACUCAGCCUGCAGCGGCCAGUCCUGCCAGUCCCCCCUCAUUCCCAGGCAGUCAACACUCAGCCUGCAGUGAGAAGGUCCCGCCAGUCCCCCCCUCAGCCUCCAGCGACCAAGCGGGGAGCGGGGUUACCGUACCGGCACAGCGACAGGAUACCUUGGCAUUGUAGGUGCCAUGGAGCGCCGAGGACGUUUAGUGGCACUUUACGUCGCGUUCACUAGUUUUUGGUUGCAGCUGCCUGGCGCACUGGCGUUCAACCUGGACGUCCACAAUGUGAUCAGGAAACAAGGGGAACCCGGGAGCCUGUUCGGCUUCUCUCUGGCCAUGCACCGGCAACUCAACCCGGAUAAAAGAAUGCUGCUGAUCGGGGCACCGAGGGCCAGAGCGCUGGGCAACCAGAGAGCCAACAUCACCGGGGGGCUGUACAAGUGUGAGCUGACCCUCGCCCUCCAGGACUGUGAACGCAUCCAGUUUGACAACGAAGAGGACGUACGCACAGAGAACAAGGAGAACCAGUGGAUGGGGGUGACGGUGCAAAGCCAGGGUCCCGGCGGGAAGAUCGUGACCUGCGCCCACCGGUACCAGCGGCGUCUGAACGUCAACACGCUGCAGGAGUCCCGGGACAUCACGGGCCGCUGCUACAUGCUGAGCCAGGACCUGAGCAUCGACACGACCAACGACGAGGACGGCGGCAACUGGAAGUUCUGCGAGGGCCGGGCCCGCGGCCACGAGAGGUUCGGCUCCUGUCAGCAGGGGCUGGCCGCCACCUUCACCAAGGACUACCACUACGUGGUCUUUGGGGCCCCCGGCGCCUACAACUGGAAGGGCAUCGUGAGGAUGGAGCAGAAGAACAACACUCUGCUGGAGAUGGGGAUCUACGACGACGGCCCCUUUGAAGUAGGGGACGAGAACCUGUUGGAUCCGGAUCUGGUCCCGGUGCCCGCUAACAGCUACCUGGGCUUCUCCCUCGACUCGGGCCACACCCUCACCAGGGGCCCGGGGGUGACCAUCGUGGCCGGGGCCCCCCGGGCCCAUCACUCCGGGGCCGUGGUCCUGCUGAGGAAGGAGAGCGAGGGGUCCACCCGUCUGUCCCCGGAGUUCAUCCUGCAGGGCCCGGGCCUGGCGUCCUCCUUCGGCUACGACGUGACGGUGGUGGACCUGAACGGGGACGGGUGGCAGGACAUCGUGGUGGGAGCCCCCCAGUUCUUCCUGAAGGACGGGGACGUGGGCGGGGCCGCCUACGUCUACAUCAACCAGGCGGGCAGGUGGGACCGUGUCACGCCCGUCCGCCUCAACGGAACCAAGGACUCCAUGUUCGGGCUGGCGGUGGAGAACAUCGGGGACAUGAACCAGGACUCGUACCAAGACAUCGCAGUGGGAGCUCCGCACGACGACGCGGGGGUGGGGAAGGUGUACAUCUUCCAUGGGGCCGCCCACGGAGUCAACACCAAGGCUGCACAGAUCCUUUCAGGAAAGCCUAACGACAUCCAGCUAUUUGGAUACUCUCUGGCGGGGAAUAUGGACCUGGACGGCAACUCGUACCCAGACCUGGCAGUGGGCUCGCUCUCGGACACAGCUCUCAUCUUUAGAGCAAGGCCUGUCGUGAGCAUCAAGACUGAUCUCAAGAUAACACCGAAGGAAAUCGACUUUUCAAAGAAAACCUGUGGCAACAAUGUUUGUUUCACCAUAGAGGCAUGCUUCACUUACAAAGCGAACCCGGCCACAUACAGCCCCAAACUAACCAUCAGCUUUGCUAUCGAGGCGGAGGGCUAUCGGAGGAGGCAGGGCCUGCUGUCCAGGGUGGUGUUCCUGGACCGGUCCCCCUCGGACCAGGACCACCAGUCCUCUGGGACCCUGGAUCUCCGCGGCCAGAACAAGAAGAACUGCUUCAAGGCCAAGGUCAAACUCCAGGAGAACAUUAAGGACAAGCUCCGAGGGAUCCCUGUGGAGGUCUCGGUGGGCGUGGUGGGCACCAAGCGACACAAGAGGCAGCAGGAGCUGCCCGCCCUAGUGCCCGUCGUGGACCCCUCUCAGCCCAGCAGGGUGGCCGCCGAGUUGAACUUCCUGAAGGAGGGCUGUGGCCGGGACAACAUCUGCCAGAGCAACCUGCAGCUGCACUUCAAGUUCUGCUCCAAGGAGAACAACCAGGAGGUCUUCACACCGCUGCCGAUUGAGAACGGUACGCCGGUGUUCUCGAUGAGCGAGCAGAAGACGGACCUGGCCCUGCAGGUGACCGUGAAGAACCGGAACGGGGACGACGCGCACGAGGCCAAGCUGGUGGGGAGCUUCCCCGAAUCGCUCUCCUACUCGGGGUUCCGCUCCCACAACCCUACGAGGGAAAAACAAGUAAUCUGCAUCGCCAAUCAGAACGGGUCCCAGUCGGAGUGCGAUCUGGGGAAUCCACUGAAGAGGGACUCGGAGGCGACAUUCUACAUCAUCCUGAGCACGGCGGGAAUCUCCUUCGACACCACAGAGAUCAGCAUCGACCUGCUGCUUCAGACAACCAGCACACAGGAGGGUAUCGCCAAAGUGAGUGCGAGGGCCAAAGUGGUCAUCGAGCUGGCCCUGUCGGUCGCAGGCGUGGCGAGGCCCUCCCAGGUCUACUUUGGGGGCGUGGUGAAAGGAGAGAGCGCUGUAAAGACAGAGGAGGAGAUCGGCAGUUUGAUCAACUAUGAGUUCAGGAUCACCAAUCUGGGAAAGCCUCUGAAGUCCUUCGGAUCGGCUUCGCUCAACAUCCAGUGGCCGAAGGAGAACUUCGAUGGCAAGUGGCUUCUCUACCUAGUGAAGAUCACCUCCACAGGCCUGGCUGAGGUCCCCUGCACCCCUGAGACGGAGAUCAAUGCUCUCGACCACAUUCAGGAGUCCUCUGAAUCCAGGGCCAAGCGUUCGACCGGAGAAAGUCCAGGCGGUCAAAUUUCAUUGUUACUGGACCAGAGAAAGCGUAAAGUUUUGAUGUGUGGGAAUGGCUACGACGCCCGAUGUGUGGUGAUUAAGUGCCCCCUGCAGGGCUUGGACAGUACUGCAGUGAUCUCGCUGAGGUCUCGGUUAUGGAACUCAACGUUCCUGGAGAACUACGCUUCUCUCAGCUACCUUGACAUCAUUGUGAAGGCCUCUCUCAAGCUCGACAGUCCUGCUAAGAACAUGAUCCUGAGAGAUGCGGACACCCAGGUCAGGGUGACGGUGUUCCCAGAGAAGGCGGUGGCCCAGUAUGGCGGAGUCCCCUGGUGGAUCAUACUGGUAUCUGUCCUCGCUGGUAUCUUGAUGCUCUCCUUGCUGGUGUUCCUGCUCUGGAAGUGUGGUUUCUUCAAGAGAGCCCCCAAAGACCAGUACGAUGCGGCCUAUCACAAGGCACACAUCAAUGUUCAGCCCUCUGACAAAGACAAGCUCUCCACAGACGCGUAGAACCCCAUAUGUGCGCACAGAUCCAGGUGUGGAUUUUUCCGACGCGCCAAACCUGAAGAGAGCGUCCCGAAGUACCACGCUGUGCGCAUACGAAGGGAAUCUCUCCCGUGCCCGGAGGGGAAGCUCAAGCUGGAGUUUUACGAGCGAAAGCCCUGGAUGACGAUCUGGAGCGAGAAUGAGGGCUAUUCCUGAGAGAGGGUUACGGGAGGAUUCCAUGUACGAAGAGAAGGAUGAAAAGCUUGUCUCUGCUAUCCCUUUUUAUUGGUUUGAGUAAUCAAAUGUGCUGAUUGGCUUGACGACAGGUGAGGUGGGGUCUGGUUGCUUAAUUGACCUGGGUAAUGGUGGAGGUGGUCCACUCCUCCUAACGUUAGUAAUUUCCAUUUAAGUUAUCUUUGAAAGCGUUUUUUUUUGUCAAGAUUGUGAAAAUGAAGCCCGGUUUCAUUCCGUUUUUUACCAUCACAUUUCCUGAAGAUCCAAACUGCUGUUUAUUUGUUUAUCGACUGCACAGGAAGAUUGGGAAAAUAUUUUUUACAUUUGUAGAUAAACUUUGUACUCAUACUUGAUUCCUCAAAGUCCUGUCUGAAUAUUGAAAUGUAUAGAUUGCAUACUGUAAGUUUUGUAAAUAUUUCUUUAAUGUAAUACUGUAUUUAUUGUUUUAUUCUCAAUCAACAUACAUUUAGCCAAAGAUUUUUGUUCAGGUAUCAAAGCUGCUUUUAGUUUUAUCUCAUUUUUCUGGAAUCAGUUUUUUUUUCAUAAAACUGAAAAUAAAAUGAAUUACUGCAACAACGUCAA